Etheostoma spectabile (orangethroat darter) is the source of this 2129-nucleotide messenger RNA. RefSeq lists its product as uncharacterized. Lineage: Eukaryota; Metazoa; Chordata; Actinopteri; Perciformes; Percidae. The transcript has 7 exons. The coding region runs from base 1080 to 1649 and encodes 189 amino acids. The record is from RefSeq and is a predicted model, not a curated record.
GAGAGGGCCAUGCUUGCUGCUGCCUCAAGCUUAUUUUUCCCCACAAAACUGUCCCCUCAGUCAGCUCAUGGUGAAGCUAACUAACCAGGCUCCUAUCAGUCAGCUCACGGUGAAGCUAACUAACCAGGCUCCUAUCAGUCAGCUCACGGUGAAGCUAACUAACCCGGCUCAUAUCAGUUAGCUGAUGGUGAAGCUAACUAACCAGGCUCCUAUCUGUAUUUUGGACUUUGUUUUCACAACAAGUCUAAAAAAAGACGUUAUUGAAGGGAUGUCUCAUCUUAAAGGUCACAAUUCACAUGAUGGAUGAGGAAGAUUGUUUGCAGAAGAUUAUAGCUAAUGGGGCUAAUUAAUUGUACAGAGAAACUAAAGUGAAACAGAAGGUAAGUGAAUUUUUUUGUGGUAUUGGGAUAUUUGAAGGCAUGCAAUGAACCAAUACAACCUGUGCUUAGUGCUAAAAUAGGUUAAUUGGUUCUAAUUAGUUUGCAUAAUAGCUAGUUAAGAUUAGGCUAACUAUCCUGUAGAUGCAGAGUGUAGGCCUCAUUUUGGCUUUUGUUUACAAUUCAUUGUAAAUGGUAUAUUUAAGUGAAUGUAUAAAGUACUAAAUUUGAACAUAAAUUGAGGCUUAUGACUGAGGUGCUUCAAAAAAUAUUUAAGUAAUUUUAAAUGACAAUAUUUCACAGGGCAAUCUCAAAUAGUGAUAAUUCACAAGAAAAUGAAAACAGACUGUAGUUUCCGUUUUGGGGCUUUUAAUUUGAAAUCCACAGGAAGUCACAUGUACGUUUUAUUAAAGGAAACUUAACAGUUAGCUAGCUUCUGUCAAAGCAUGCUCAUGGAAUUGAGUUGCUAAAAUGGGAUGACAGUUAUUGAAAAAGAUAAAAGAAGACUCAGAGGGUUGCGUUAAAUGUAUUUACAGUAACAACUUUGUUGUUGCUGUGUGUUUUCUCUAGUCCAAGCUGUAUUACCAAAAUGUGCUCAGGUUGCUAGUGGCUACAAGAUGCAAGAAAACACAUCCAGCAUUGAAAGGGACAGCAUUGCUGCAGACAGAUCCAGACCUUUGCCCCUGUCAGACAAUCAGAUUGAUGUCACUGGUCAACACAAAGCUCCUCAAAAGAUGGCCAGCACAACAACUGAGAGCACUGUGGCAGACAAGUCCAAAAUGUUACCCCUGUCAGACAAUCACAUUCAUGAGAUCACUGGUCAACACAAAACUCAAUAACAGACAUCCAGCAUUGAAAGGGACAGCAUUGCUGCAGACAGAUCCAGACCUUUGCCCCUGUCAGACAAUCAGAUUGAUGUCACUGGUCAACACAAAGCUCCUCAAAAGAUGGCCUGCACAGCAACUGAGAGCACUGUGGCAGACAAGUCCAAAAUGUUACCCCUGUCAGACAAUCACAUUCAUGAGAUCACUGGUCAACACAAAACUCAAUAACAGACAUCCAGCAUUGAAAGGGACAGCAUUGCUGCAGACAGAUCCAGACCUUUGCCCCUGUCAGACAAUCAGAUUGAUGUCACUGGUCAACACAAAGCUCCUCAAAAGAUGGCCAGCACAACAACUGAGAGCACUGUGGCAGACAAGUCCAAAAUGUUACCCCUGUCAGACAAUCACAUUCAUGAGAUCACUGGUCAACACAAAACUCAAUAACAGGUAGUGUACAGUCAUGUUCAUCACUGCAGAUUACAUGCUAUAGUCUCUAUAAGUAAGGUUUUGGUAUUUGUCAUGUCUUAAGUAUGUAAGAAGAGGAAGGAAGUGUAAUAAAAUGUGCUCUAGUAUGAAGCAGUAUACGCAACAGUUUAAUGUAAUGCAUCUAGAAGGUUUGUGGAAGUCCAGUUGACUAGUUAGGGCAGAUCUUAACCUUCAGGAGGGUCUGUUCUAUGGUUAAUCUUCAGUGUUUUCUGGACACUGACGACGUCCCCACAGCACACAUUUGGUCAGUUUCUGAAUAAAAACUGUGUGAAACAUUUUGGACCAAAAUGGUUCCCAUUAGACACUGUUACAUUGUGUGUAAAAUGUCCCCACAAAGCCUGUUGUGUUUGAGUUGUGUGAUUAAAGACAGGGCUUGGCUGGCCAAUAAGAAAUGCUUUACUUUGAAUUUCAUUUUUUUCUCAGAAUUCUGGUAUUUGUUUGCAUG